Messenger RNA from Pseudopipra pipra, 2074 nucleotides. It is a transcript of the gene UBE2Q1, whose product is annotated as ubiquitin conjugating enzyme E2 Q1. Lineage: Eukaryota; Metazoa; Chordata; Aves; Passeriformes; Pipridae. The record is from RefSeq and is a predicted model, not a curated record.
GCCCGCUGCCUCCCUAUGCCCGGUGCCCCCUGGUCGUCCCGGUUCCCCUCGGUGUGCCCCGGUCUCCCCUGGAUCCCCCUAUGUCGGGGUCCCCCCGGUCCCCCUGGUCCCUCCUGGCCCCCCCGGUCCCCACUGUGCCCCGGUCCCCCCCACUCCUCUCCGGCCCCCCCGGUGCCCCCUGGGCUCAGCCCCCUGCCCCCGGUGCCCCCCUGGUGCCCCCACGUGACCCCUCCCGGGUGGAGGUGGGGCUCUCCACUGGCCCCGCCCCCUUUCUCCACUCCCCCGGUGCUCCCGGUCCGUCACUUCCGUUCCCGUCGCACGGCGCUUCCGGUGGGCUCGGCCCCGCCCGUUCCGGCAGCAGCACUUCCGGGAGCGGGGCCGUCCCGCCGCCAUCUUGGGCCGGCUCCGGGGCUGCGGCGGCGGCGGCGGCUGAGCGGGUCCCUCCAUGGGAAGAUGCAGCGGGCGGGGCCGGAGGAGGCGGCGGGGGCGCAGGCGGCGGCGGGGGGUCCCGGGCGGAGCGGCGCCGAGGUGGCGGCGGCCCCCGCCGGGCGGCUCCUGAGGCGGGAGUUGCGGCUGCUCGAGUCCAUCUUCCACCGCGGCCACGAGCGGUUCCGCAUCGGCAGCGCCUGCCCGGACGAGAUCAGCUGCGAGUUCGUACCAGGGGCCGGAGCCCGCGCCGGCGCCUCCGCCUCCCGGGGGCCGCCGCCGGGGCCGGUCCGUAUCCACUGCAACAUCACGGAGUCUUAUCCAGCUGUGCCCCCGAUCUGGUCUGUGGAGUCGGACGAUCCCAACCUGGCAGCUAUCCUGGAGAGGCUGGUGGAAGUCAGGAAAGGAAACACGCUGCUGCUGCAGCACCUGAAGAGAAUAAUCUCUGACCUCUGCAAACUCUACAACCUCCCCCAACACCCAGAUGUUGAAAUGCUGGACCAGCCUCUGCCAGCAGAACAAAGCACACAGGAAGAGGUGUCCUCUGAAGAGGAAGAUGAGGAGAUGCCAGAGGACACUGAGGACUUGGACCACUAUGAGAUGAAAGAGGAGGAGCCGGCAGAUGGGAGGAAGACAGAGGAUGAAGGCAUUGGGAAGGAAAACCUGGCCAUUUUAGAGAAAAUAAAAAAGAACCAGAGGCAAGAUUACUUAAAUGGUGCAGUGUCUGGGUCUGUGCAGGCCACCGACCGGCUAAUGAAGGAGCUCAGGGAUAUUUACCGAUCACCAAGUUUCAAGGGCGGAUACUAUGCAGUUGAACUAGUGAAUGACAGCCUGUACGAUUGGAACGUCAAACUCCUGAAGGUUGACGAGGACAGCGCUUUGCACAGCGAUCUCCAGAUCCUCAAAGAGAAAGAAGGAACAGAUUUCAUCCUCCUCAACUUCUCCUUUAAAGAUAACUUUCCUUUUGAUCCACCGUUCGUAAGGGUUGUGUCCCCGGUGCUGUCAGGGGGGUAUGUUCUGGGUGGCGGUGCCAUCUGCAUGGAGCUGCUCACCAAACAGGGCUGGAGCAGCGCCUACUCCAUCGAGUCGGUGAUCAUGCAGAUCAGCGCGACGCUGGUGAAAGGGAAAGCACGAGUACAAUUCGGAGCCAACAAGAACCAGUACAGCCUGACAAGAGCACAGCAGUCCUACAAGUCCCUGGUUCAGAUCCAUGAGAAGAAUGGCUGGUACACACCACCCAAGGAGGAUGGCUAGUGCAGAUGCUGCAGGACCAAUCUGAUUAUCUUCUGGAUGCUCUAUUUGGAUCUUACUGAUGCCUCUUGGCUUUCUCCCAGGAUGUAAUAGCUCUGCCUGUUGCGGGACAAUACUGGCUGUUCAAAACUCUAAAUAAAACUGUUUAAGGAGUUGGACUGACCCAGAACACUUGCUGGGCCCAUGCUAGCAGGCAUUCUUGUUAAAACAAACUCGAGCCUCUUGUAUCGCUGGAAACUUUUGACUCUGCUCCAGUCUAGAGCGUCCUCCUUACCUAUGCUAUGGAUUUAAUUUAUUUUCUUAUUUCAUGUACACUGCUUUUUUUUGUUACAGUGUAUGAUGGAUGUGUAUGGAAAAUGUAUCUUUGGAGAAAAAUUACAGUUUGUUAAUUUGAGAA